GCCCCGGCCCCGCCCCGCGGCCCGACCCCACGGAGAACAGACAGACAGCGGAUCAUGUGACAGCAACAGUGUCUAAACGACAGAGCCGGAGAGAGAGAGACUCACACACUCACUCACUCACACAAACACACACAUUCACAGAGAGAGGGUGAAACUCACACAGAGAGAGAGAGAGAGAGAGGGAAGGAGUUUCGUAACUUGUGGAAGUUUUGUGAAUCCAUCGAUCAGUGGACUCGGUCUCGUUGUUUUUCUGAUGUCAGUGACACAGCCGAGCGUCGCCUGCGUCACUUCUUCUCCUUAUUGAGUUUCUUCUUUACCGUCCAGUAAAGCAACACUUCAACUCCAGCCUCUCACCAAGGAAUAGACCGUGUCCUUCAUCACAGAGGUAAGUUUGAUAGUAACCUGAGUCUGUUUUUUCAGUGUGACCCCCUGACAGGUUUGAUCUCACUGAGAUGAGCUGUGGUGGAGCCUCUGGUUGUUGUGUGGUUUUUAAAGAUAGUUGUGGUUGUAGAUUUGUUGUGUUAAAGUUAUUAAGAGGAAGAGAGAAAGUCCAUAAAUCCAGUCUUGUGGGACUGUUGUAAUGAGAUCAAGCUGCUGGUGUUUGAUUAAUUACCCUGACUGGAUGCUUAUUUAUAGUUUGGUGAGGAAAUCAAAGUUUCCAUGUCAGACUUUUUUUUUAUUUUUUUGUGUAAAACUGGAGAAUUUGAGUGUCAUAUUUUAUCUUGGUGACUAAUGAUCGCAGAUAACUGAUGUAACCCAACAGGAAGGCGGUCGAGUCAGUACUAGAUACUAUUUAUAGCCUUUAGAGCCUUUUUUAGUGCGUGGGGUUUAAUUUAUUCAAAUUAAAUACGGGGUCAAAUACAGGUUGGUGAGAGUGUUUCAUAAAGAAAGAGAGAAAUAGAAGUUUAAACUGUAAAAACAUGUGAUUUUUUUAAAGGAGGUCUAGACUUGGAGACUUUUUAUACAACAGUUCCUCCUAUCUUUCUGAAGUUGAUAAGUCGCCUGUAAAGUUUUUAUCGUGUCAUUAGAAGAGUUUCAUUCAGUCAUUCUUGAUAAAACAAGUUAAGGUUUAAGUGAUUGUUAAAAUUAUUUUGGACGGGCUGAAUCUGAUCUAAAAUAAACUAGUGUGUGUGUGUGUGUGUGUGUGUGUGUGUGUGUGUGUGUGUGUGUAAGAGACGAACAGAUGGCCAUCAGUGAUACUGCUCAGUGUCAGAGCUGUUAAAGUUACACACAUGUGACAGGUGUGUCUGUGUGUGCGGAUCCGAACCUUCAAUCACACCUGAGUGUCUUUGUCUUUUCAAUGCAUCCUUCACAAUACACAUCUCUCUCUCUCUCUCUCUCUCUCUCUCUCUCUAUGUCUCUCUCUCUGUCUCUCUCUCUCUCUCUGUCUCUCUGUCUCUGUGUGUUUCUGCGUCUCUGUCUCUCCCUGUUUCCUGUGCUUUGUUUCAAGGCUGAGGCUUGCGUCACACAUUCCACUUGGCAUAUGAAGCCCUUAUCCUGUUUAGAGCUGAGAGAGAGAGAAAGAGAGAGAGAGAGAGAGAGAGAGAGAGAGAGAAGGGAGGAGAGAGGGAUGUGGAUGUGGGGGGUGAAUGGGUGGAAUGAGGGCGACCUCUCUCAUUCGACCUCUUUUCUUACAUUACGCUCGUCUCUCACUCCUAAGAAGUUUUAUAAAGGAUGAGUUGACGUACAGUUUGACCUGAUAUUUUACUUUUUUAAUUUUAUUUAUUUUUGGUUUAUUUAUUUGUCUCUCAGUUGGGCUGACACACUUCGACACAAACACACCAAAUAUCCCACCCACUCCUACACCUUUUUUUUUUUUCCUGAAACAACACGCUGAUGUUAUCUGGUGGAACAAAAUGCGCCGGAGUGUGAACACACACACACACACACACACACACACACACACACACACACACACACACACACAGAGCUCAAAGGGCACAUCCCAGGGAACAUUGGGGCUAAACAUUAAACUCCCGGAUGCUGAACACUUGUUGAUUCUCCUUCAGAGGUGAAGAGAAUUAGGACACUCCGCUCCACAGACAGCCAUGAAUGUAAAAAGCUGUAACUUGUUACACAACGCCACAUGCCUGCCAGCACACGCAGGCACAUACACACUCAUGUUAAACGCACACACUCGAGCAGUGUGUCUUUGAAAACCGCUGGAUUGAGCCACUGUGACUCUUUCUCACCGCUGGCCCCCUCCCCAUGUUUGAGGUUCAUUGAAGUUUUGUCAUACUUCGGUUGAAACCCACUUCGGUUUCUUCCCCAUUUUCUGUCUCCCGCUUGUUCUUUCCACUUCCAUUUUGACAUACUUUGGUCAAAUUGGCUGUUUUCUUUGCCUUUUCGCUCUCCGUCUCCCUCCCUCUCUCUUUUCAUUCUUUGGGUAAGGAGGUGAAGUGUGUGUGUGUGUGUGUGUGUGUGUGUGUGUGUGUGUGUGUGUGUGUGUGUGUGUGUGUGUGUGUGUGUGUGUGUGUACGUUGAGGGGGAGUGAGUAGACAGGAAACCACAGGCCCCCCGCAGCAGCACCCCUCAUUUGGCUUCACUCUCCUCCUCCUCCUCCUCCUCCUCCUCCUCCUCCUCCUCUUCUUCUUUACACCCCCCGACCCAUCACGCAGUGUGGAAAUAAUAACAGUCAGACUAAACUCAGAGGGCUUCCGCUUCUCUCUCUCUCUCUGGCAGCCUCACUCGUUCUCUUCUUCCCGCUGUCGUCGGUCGUCUGGAAAGACUCAAAACUUUGCUCUCUUUGACAAGUACAGUUCGACGUGUACAUGUGCGAGCGCGUUUAUGUCUGCGUUUGAGCCUCAGCGUGUCUUUAAAUUGUGUGUGUGUGUGUGUGUUUUCAUGUAUGUGUGAUGAUGGAUCCUGUUUCCUCUCCCCCACUGACGGCCCCCUCUGGCUUCCCCCUGAGGUCUGUGAGCCUGCAGCCCCACAGUCUGCUGGAGAGGAGCUGAGAGGGGCUACGUGAUUCUGUGUGUGUGUGUCUGUGUGUGUGUGUGUGUGUGUAUCUAUGUGUUUGUGAGCGUGUUUUGGGGGAGUUAAAGAAGAGGAGGAGCUCAGAUGAGGGAGUAAGAAGCCAAAAUUUAAGGAUAGGGGGCGUCAGCAGGGGUCUUAAAGUGAGAGGAGACAGAGCUCAUAAGGCCUCAUUAGGGGGCUCAGGACUAUGAAGUCGAGUUUAAGGCUCAAAUUAAAGAAGUAAAGGGGUACAGUAAGGGAGGAACGCUUCAAGGUAGAGAUAAUCUGAUAUCGGCAUAUUAUUAUUAGGGUCUCAGGUGUCAGGAAGAGUGACAGUCAUUCUAGAUUAAUCAGCAAUAAAGAACAUAUUCACGUAAUCAUAAUCAUAAUGGCGAAAUAUCAGUAAUUGUCAAUUAUGCUGGUUUGGAAAAGUAACUUUACUAAGAUGGGACAAAAUAUACAGGAGUUUGUUGUCCUGUUUAGUCCUGGUGUCAAUAAUAUUUGACUUUAAAUACAACAUGUCACUCUGAAUAGACAUUAUUCAGUGAGUUACCACCUCAUGAUUCCUCCCAGUUGUGUCAAUGACAUCAAAUCUGCUCUCAACCUUUGAGAUAUCAGGAUGUGUCGUCAUGUUGUUGUCUUGCAAUUUGUCACGAGAUCUCUCUCUGUGGCCUCACCUUGUCCUGAUUUAAGGCGGUGUAUUAGGGAUCACUUUAUAGCAUAUUGUGUCAUUGACCAUUCUAUCAUCAUAUCACAUCUGGUGAUCGACCGAUUUAUCGGUUGGCCCCGUGAUCGGGCUGAUAAAUGGCAUUUUGAGAUCAGCAUUGGCCCUUAAAUGGCCGAUAUCAACAUUUUCUUUCCUAAUGAAAAAUCCACUUGACAAUAUAUGACUAGUGUUUACUCCAUUUCUGUUAUGAAUUUUAGAACAAUACAGUUUAAUAGUAACAUUGAUAUUUACCAUGUAUAAAUGUUUUGUACUGAUUUCAGAUAGGUUAGCAGAAAUACAGAAGUACCUUAUGGCAGUAUAUUACCGAGCCAAAUACUUUUUCAUUUACAUUUGUGUCAUAAAACAAUCAUGGAGUUCAGCAACAAUGUUUCUGAUUUGUUUGAAUAAUUACAUUGAAAAAAACUGACCUGCUCUCUCAUUAUCAGUGUCUGUAUCAGGCCUAAAAAACUGAAAUCCAAUAACUGAAUAAUAUUAAAUUAUAAGGUAUCAAACAAUAUUGUACCAUUUUGUAUCAUAUUGGCUCAUGUUGUACAGUAUGCUGUUAUAUUGUCGUAUCGCAUUGUUUUGUGUGUGUGGGAACCAUAGACUGUAUAUAGAUUGGACACCGUCUGCCUCCUCGCUGGCUGAAGCCACCCUGAGAACAGCACCCUCUGGUGACGGGCUGCAGUAUAGGUCAUAAACCCCGCCUCCUCCAGCAGUCUCUAUGGAGCUGUGGACAAAAUUUAGAAAUUUAUUACACAGAUUAUAAGAUUUUCCCCCCUGGUUGUGAUGUUGACAUGUAGUUACUGUCAGACUGUUUUGUGCUCAAGUCCUCUUUUUUCUGUACAGCUCCGUUUUUAAAAGUUAAAUGUUUUCUAUGAUUGACACUUGCUACAGUCUAUGGGUGUACGAAGAUUGCGUAGCUCACCUGGGGGACACGCUGCUUGAGCCGAGCGUCAUCACAGCGACUCUCCCAUCGAAUGCGUUCAAUGCUACUGUGCAAUGUUGGUUUCAGGAGGUGGAGAAAAAUCCUGGAAAUACUGAGAGCUUUUCGGCUUCAAAUCCGUAUACUGGCAGAAGGCGGAAACAAGUUGUCCAUAUACAGUCUAUGGUGGUUAUAAUACUGUAAUCUAUCACAUCGUACCAUACUGUUUAAACUGUAUCAUAUCCUACACUGUUCUAUCAUGCGGUAUCAUGAUAUGUAAAGUAUUAUAGGUUCUUGAAAGAGGUGCAGAUUUGAGUGAGCCACAGCAGCCAGAUCAGAGUGAGGUGCUCAGGGAACAACAGCUUAGACUUGAAGACUCGAAGAACAAGUUAAACGCUGAGUUAUUACCCUGCCACCUUCAUGAGUGGCUUGAGUGGGACUGUAAAUUAAGAAUAAUCCCUGCGUUUCCUAAGGGGUGUAAAAAGGUAACGCAUUAUGAAAAGCUUCACUUGAGAUUCUACAAGCGGGGCGAUGAAUUUGUCGACGGAUGGCUGAUUGAACAAUUUGUCGUUUAGAAGUGCUGCUGGAUUUCAAACUGUCGAGGUAAAAAAGGGGAGUUAAAAACGGCGUAAGAGUCGGAAACAGCGAACUGUAGGUUUGAAGUGUGCGUGUGUUUGUAUGUCUACUGCAGCGUGUUCUUGGACAAAGCUGUUGUCUAGAGGUUUCUGCUCUCUCUGGUGAUCUCAUCAUCUCCAGCCUGUUACCAUUACAGGGUUUGUGUGUGUGUACGUGUGUGUGUGUGUGUGUGUGUGUGUGUGUGUGUACAGCUCUGCAUGUGUCUGUGUAGGUUUGAGCACAUUUGUGUGUCUGUAAUAAUUUUUUCGUGAUUUAUCGUGUGUAUUCUGUUGAGCCAGCAGAAACUUGUUGUGCAGCUCCAAGUGUGUAGAAGUACAUAUAUCUGUGUGGUUGUGUGUGUGUCUGUGUGUGUCUGUGUGUGUGGUUGAGUCAGUAGCCAGCGACUCCACAAGCCACAAUAUUUUCCCCUUCAGUCAUGGUGUUUUAUAUCAUUCAUAGAGAGGGAGAGAAAAGGAGUGUGGGGUGGUGUGUGGUUCAGAUAAAACCAGUGGUGAAGAAAUGAGCAAACGAUGAGGAAGGAGAGGAUCUGAAGUCCAAGGUUUGAGAGAGAGAGAGGGAGAGAGAGAGAGAGAGAGAGAGAGAGAGAGAGAGAGAGAGAGAGAGAGAGAGAGAGAGAGAGAGGGAGAGAGAGAGAGAGAGAGAGAGAGAGAGAGAGAGAGAGAGAGAGAGAGAGAGAGAGAGAGAGAGAGAGAGAGAGAGAGAGAGAGAGAGAGAGAGAGAGAGAGAGAGAGAGAGAGAGAGAGAGAGAGAGAGAGAGAGAGAGAGAGAGAGAGAGAGAGAGAGAGAGAGAGAGAGAGAGAGAGAGAGAGAGAGAGAGAGAGAGAGAGAGGUGUAGUACAUGUUUGCUGAGUGGGUUGGGGUUGAGUACACAGUAGCUCUACUGACCUAGAAGGACAAUAUUUGCAGACCACACUUGACAUGCACAAACAUACACCCAAAUGUUGAGUGCGCAGGGCAAAAAUGCUCCUCGACAACUGAGAUAAAGCUAAUUAUUCACCAAAAAGGUGCUUUUUUUUGUUACAGUGCACAUGAUCUCUGAUUUUACACGUCUAUCUGACAAAGCUUUUAAGUGUGACAACGGUCUGAUCUCUAUCUCUCUGAAUGUCACGGUUUCCUCUAUCUGAUCAGUUGCAACACUAAGUCAGUUUGAGGGGUCAAUGCGGUGUGCUGCAGUUUAUUUUCAGUUUAAGUACAUUGUAUAAUGGUGAGUUCUCUCCACCUCACUUUGCAUUUGUUUUGAAAAUGUCAGAAUUGGGAAAAAUGACCAUUAUUAUAAUUGGACUCAAUAUAUAAAAUUGUCUUGUUUUAACUACAUAGAAAUGAUCUCCCCACCUCUUUUUAUUUUGGGGUAAUUUCUUUUUUUAAAUGAAGAUGUUUAAUUUUCAGUUUGUGCAAAUGAGAGUUCAAGUCUCACAUUAGGAAAUCUUUAAAUAAGGAUAAAGUAUAAAGGAUGAAGUAGAGAAACAUAGCAACAAAGACAGACAGUUCAGUUCACUAAAUUAGCUCUAUCAUUAUAUAAUACAGAGAAUAUCAGAAAUUUCUGAGUCACAACAGAGAUACUGAAGUGAGGAAAUUUUUAGAUAUUUUUGGAUUGGUAAAAAUCAUAAAUUAAAAAGCAGUAGCCACUUUGACAUAGAUCUGAGCCACAGUAACCCAAACUGCCCUGUGUUUGUUCAAACAUAUGUCAAACUGAUGUAACUGACUGAUCUCCUGUAUAUGUAACAUGUUUUUGUGACUCAGAUGUAUAUGAAUCAGCUCCACCCUCUUGUUAUUAGUGCGUGACAGGUGAACUCUGAGGGGAAUGGUAUGUUCUCAAGACUGCAUGUGCUCUUUAAAGGCGGCGUACUCCCAGUGCUGCAGGGUUUGUUACACUUUUAGUGAGAGAUGAACUCUUGAUAACUGAGCUAAUUACAGCAUUUUUCUGUAGCAUGUGCACAUUAGAUAGAGAUGCACAUAUGUAACUGUAAAUCUGCCUCCAGCUGAGCCCUGGAGUGACAGGGUCAUUUGCAUAUGUUGUAUUUUAGUUCAAAAAGGGGCCCACACACAUCUAACAUUAUGUGUUUGAUGGAUGUUUUCAGCUUACUCGACUGGCUUGUCGAUCAGCUACAAACUCACCAAACCAAGUCAAUCGUUCAAUACGUUCAACUUUUGCAAAUCCAGAGGGUUGAAUAAUUUUGGCAGUUGUAAUGUAAAAAUAGUUAAUGUCCUCACUUUCAGAAGAAGGGAAGGGAACAACUGCUGCUCUGCAAAAACCAGAAGAAACUUUAUAGAAAAAUAAACACUCACUGCCACAAGGUGGUCAAACUGUCCAAAUUAGCAUUAGCAUUGGACACAGUAACAAAGGCGCUGUGAGCAGGCAGGGCAGAACAGCAUCAUUGGUGUGUGCAUGUCAUGCGUGUGUUUACAUGUUUGUGCCUCACAUUCUUCUGCAACACCAGGAUUCGUAUAAAGUUGGAUUUAUACAAAAGUACAGAAGCAAGAUGACAACAGAGCUUCAGUGUGUGGUUGCACUCUUUCAUUGGGAUAGGACGGCUGCAGAGACACAGGAAAUGUAGGGAGUAGAGAGCAGGGGAAGACAUGCAACAAAGAGUCAAGGCCUGGAAUUGAACCACCAAGGAUUACAUCCAUGAAACAUGGAGCAAUUGAACUGCUAUGUAGUUAGCAGCCCCACGUGUUUGAGUUUUACUGUUAAAAUCAAAGUUAGAGUUUGAUAAAUGUGCGUUUACGAGCCGUCUCCAGCAGCUAAGAGGACAAUGUGUCUUUUAAUGCACAUGGUUAUUAAGACAAAAUGAGUCAAGUUUUUACCACUGCAUUGUAAGAUAUUUUCAUCCAUCAUCUUUUUAUUGCUGCCUUCAGGACAAGUUGUUGUUGUUGUAGAUCAUAAAUGCACCAUAAAACACUUGGAAGUGUUUGCAAUAACAUUUGAUAAUUAUUGAAUACUAUUAAAUAGAGUCAUAAGGGAGAACACUGCGUUUUUGACCAAGAACAAACUGUGAAAUUUAAUAUACAUGUAUUUUUUUACACAUUAUGUCAAAUAACUUUAUGCAAUUUCAAAAACAAUAAACUGAAUUAUAACUUUAAGUCCAUGUUCGCCCUGACUGGUUCUGUUUCCUUGUUUUUUAUCAACCACAUUGGUAAGACCAGAGCUGCAGAACUUUGACUCUCACAUUAUCAGCUCUAGCCGUCUGGCCUUUUUGGUUAAAGAUUGAAUAGCUCUCCGGAAAAGCGUCUAAACACAGUCUGUGCGGGGACUUCCACAUUCAGAUGGAUUUCUUGGUCAUUUUAAAAUUGUUCAUGUGUGCCAGGAAAACACCUUCUUUCUGUGUUUACACUGUAAACUCAACAAGUGAGAAGCUGCUUCUUUUGUCUUUUUUCUGUUUCCUGAUCCCUCUGUUUGUGCUUCAUACCUGCUCUUAUUGUCACCUCUGUGUGUAAUCCACAACCACAAUAGAGCAACUGCUUGACCUCUAUUUGAACUACAGUACAAUGCAAACCCGGAUUAGAAAACACACCCUCAAAGAUAUAUGUACACACGAAUAACCACAUGCGCGUACACGAACACACACACACACACACACACACAGAGAGCCACCUACUGACUGCAGUUUCUCUGUUUCUUUGUUUCUCUGGAACCGGGCAAAGGGCGAGGCAUCAGUCGUCAUGUUCACACCCUUCCUGACCCAGCAAGCGAACAUCCUGCGUUGUUAUUGGACAAUCCCUACAUUGUGUGUGUGUGUGCGUGCGCGCGUGUGUGUGACUGUUAGGGUGUGACGCCCUGUGCUUUUGCCCAUUUGUUAAUAAUUAAAGGCUAACAUGUCUCCAGACUGUGGACUUUAAUCAGGUCAAACACACAUACAGACUCCCUCAGGGUGCAUUCUUUGACCGUCCACACUGCCUUUAAUGCUCAAGUACACACACACACCUAGACACACACACAAACACACACACACACACACACUCAUCUAAGCACAAACAGGGAAUCAUCACACCUGCACCUGGACAAGCAAAGGUAACUGGACCCACCUUUGAAACCUCACAAGCGUUUGAUCCACAUAUUCAGCAGGCCUCAGUUGGGUGUGUGUGUGUGUGUGUUUGUGUUUGUGUGUUUGUGUGUUAGUCUUUGACACUGUUUGGUGAAGGCAAAUCACACCUGUAAUGGCCCCACAGUCUUGUAAAGUAACCCAUCGUAAAAGUGUCCGCAGCCUCGUCUGAGAAGCAGGUGGUUUAGGGUGACACUUCACUACUGAUUGUAUUUUUCUCAACCUGACAAAUUGUCCGACGGUCAAAAGUGGUGGUGUGAGAAGAGAGGACUUUCUGUUGGCAGCUGUGAAAUGCAGAGAGGAGGAGAAGAUGUAUAAAGUCUGACAGAAAAGAUAUGUUUGCUUGUUGUCUGACUUGAUUUACUUGAAGAGGGGUUGGUCGGACGCCCUCAUACACAGACAAACACGCUGACGAAACUUUGCAGGCACCUGUAUUUAACUCCAGACCCCUGUCUUUUUGUUUCCUCCUGUGUGAUUUAGCUUUUAGCACCACUUAAUUGUUUGUGAGUGUGGUAGUUACAAAUACAUCAAACAUCUUUUCUUGUAUUUAAUCAUUUUAUACAUUAUUGGUUGUAUUUUAAAGGCUGGUUACAAAACAGAUUUAUAUGACUGUCUCCUCCUGAGCUACAAAAACAGAUUCACUAGUUCUGUGUUGUUGUGUUUAAUGCCUAAAACUGCUGCCACAGUGGACAAAGUGGCUGCUGAAACAGCCAUUGUUUACAUUUCCCACAGCAGAGAGUCUAAAAGAAUUACACAUUUAUCAAGUUUAAAGACAGCAUGUUUUUAUCAGGAAACACUACCUACACGUAACAAAAUCUGUGAAAUGAUAAGAUGUACAACUUUGUUCUCAGGGUCAUAAAAGUGGAGAAAAAAAAAUCCUCACAAAGGCUUGUAUAACAAAACUGAGAGGGCACUUUGAUUUUAUUGGCACAGUUAUUACCACUUCAUAUUUGUUUUAUGGAAAUGUAUAUUUUACUGCAAGGUAUAGAUAUGACAAUUUUAAAUAUUUACUUUUUGGGCUUUUAAUGUUUUAGUUUUUAUUUAAUGUCUAGAACUGAUAGAGUAGGGAACUUGGGUCAUAUUUGGGCCCAGGAGGAUAGCCUCUGUACAUGGGUUACAUAGAGGGCAUGGUUUAAGACCUGAGUCAAACAGCUGCUGUCCUUUUUCAUGUGUUGGAUUAAAAUACUUCAUAUACAUGGAAACAGUUUGAUUAAAAGCUCCAUCACUGAAACGUUUUCUUCCUCACUUCCCUCAUGGUUCUGACCUAAAUCAACUGAAGCAGCUCCUUUACAUGAGAAACUCUGCAUAUUAAUACUUACACUUAAAUAACCAAAUCACUUAUUUGUUAACCUUCGGUGUUUACGCUCUGAACCUACUCCAGUAUACUUUUUUUUUAAUGUUCUGUCAUAUAUAUAAAAAGUUUUAAUUUCUGAUUCUAUAUGUGUGUGUUUUAUUUUGUAGGAGCCUGGCCUGAGCAGCCAUGCUGAUGUAUGAUUACCCUCUGAAGACAGACAUGGAGACGGUAAGACGUGUGUGUGUGUGUGUGUGUGUGUGUGUGUGUGUGUGUGUGUGUGUGUGUGUCUUUGAAUAAAAUUAACUUUGAGUGAUUUUGUGUAAGUGUGUGUAUGUGUGUUAUUGUACUCCCAUCAUGCCUAAACAUGUUUUCGUAACCAUCUAGUUACUUUGACCUGAACACACACACUCACACACACACACUCACACACACACACUCACACACACUCCUGCUACGUGUCUAGACAGACUGGUUCCCACAUUCCAGCUCUUCCUGGACAAACAGGCUGCUGUACUGUGGACAUUAGCAUACAAUGAGUACAAACACUGCCAGGCAGCAGGCUAAUGACCACACACACACUCACACACCCACACACACACACACACACACACACACACACACACACUCACAGAUAUAACAGUUCUCCGCUCCCGAACAGAGCUGGGUUGAAGUUUUUGGCCGCUGUAGCUGUUUGUGUGACAGAAACAUGUUUCCCUGUUAUUCAACACAGAGCGGAUAUUUUUAACGGACUCUCUGCUCCUUUGUCCCUCUCUCCUGCUUCCUCCUUCUGCAUCCUCUCCUCUUCCUCUCUCACAGUCCUUCUACUCAUCAUUGGUGAAAACCCCGGAGCCAUACGGAGUCAUCUUCUCCCACCCUGCCCACUUCUACCACCCCUCACAGAUGCACGCCUUCGCCCAGUCCCAUUCACACACCCAGAUGGAGCCCGUGGACCUGUCAGUCAGCAAACGCCCCUCCUCUUCCUCCACCUCCUCUUCCUCCUCCCCUCCCUGCUCCUCUGCCUCCUCCCCCGCCUCCUCCUCACGCAGCUCCCCACCUUCUCCGUACAGCUCAGCGAGCCGGGCCUCCCCGCGCUGUUCCCCUCCACAUUCCCAGCUGCGGUCUUCGCCCUCACACACUCUCCCCACGCCCACUCCCUCGCUUCCUUACCCCACUAUGGUGGCUCCUCUGAUCGGAUCAGGAUCUGGGGUCAUCCAGGGGUCAGGGGUCAUGGUGUCCCCGGUUAUGGUGCCUCUGUCCGUCCUCUACCCCUCCCCUUCUUACCUGCAUCAGCCGAUCAUGGUGAGCCCACCAGUCACCAGUGAAGAUGAGCAUCAUCGAAGCAGAGAGCACAAGACAGGUGAAGACUCAAAUUACUUUUCACUCAUUUCAUUUUAACUUUUAGAUUUGAUCUGUUAGAUUUAAGUUUGUAACUACAGCAAACAACAAACAGCAAUUCACUCGCAAAAUAAACCCACUUGAACUCUGACAGGAAGAAAACAGUUGUCUACACAACUUCAUCAGCAAAGUUAUUUAAAGACCGACAAAAAAUAGUUUCUUUGGAAUCUAUAUUUUUGAACUGAAAAGGAGGAAGUGUGUUUUUAUUUCCUCUUUUAUUGGUGUAUACGUCUGUGGAGCUUCUUGCUUCUUAAGGAAGUCACGUUUUUUCACGUCCUGUUCUCUAACGUCAGACAGGAUUCACCUACAUUCAAAAUGUUAACCAGCUCUGAAUCUCCAAGAGAGAUAAAACCACUCAACAGACAGAUUUCUUUAACAAGUGUCUGUUUUUUUCUACCUAGAAGGACUUUUUAUUGCUUAUAAAUAGUAUAAAAAUCUACAAAUAGUCUGUUUAGAGCUGUGGUGAGUACUUUUUGAUGUGGUGGACAUCAACAGACACUUUUCUCUCGAACCAUCAAAGGUGAAUAAGACCUGCUGCAAAACAAUUGGUAUAAUAAUUUUGUUAACGCUGCAAAGGUGUUAAUGUCACAUCAGGCAGUUUAAAACAGUCAGUAAAGGAAAGAUCUUACGUUUUUUACUUUUUCCACAAUAAAUGUUCAUUUGUUAUUAUGAGUGGCUUUCAACCCUGCAUGAGACUCGGCUCCUGUUUUAGUGUUUUAUGGUUUGUUUUUAGUUAUUUGUUUCUAUUGUUUUUAAAUUAGUUUUUAAAAACAUUAAAACUAUAUUUUAAUUUUUAAUAUCUGCUUUUAUUUUAUCCAUUGUUUUGAUUGUUAUAAUCAGAAUCAGAAGGGGUUUUAUUGCCAUUGUCGAUGAACAGGAUUCACAGACUAGGAAUUUGUUUUGGUAUGAUGGUGCAACAAUAAACAGAGAGAAAUAUAAAAUACUAGAAUAAAAACUAAUAAGAGCAUGCAAGAAAUAUAUAAAGUAUAAAAGUAUAAAAAUAUAAAAGUAUAAAAGGUUAUGUACAAUGCUAUGUGCAAUAAGUAUAAAUUGAUUGUUUUUUAUGUCUGCGUUGUUUUGUCUAUUUAUGCACAGCACUUUGUUCAGCUGUGAUUGUUUUAAAGUGCUUUACAAAUAAAGUUGAGUUGAGUAUCAGAAGAGGUACCACAGGUUUUCAAACAAAUUCAACAUGUGGGCUGAUAAUGCUGCUAAAUAUGGAGGAUUUGCCCCAUAAAAUGUUCAGAGAAAGUCCAUCUAGUAGUUAGUGGCAUACUGCAGUCUCUGUCAGAAAUUAGGACCAGGUCAAGAUGUAAAUUAUCCACAUAUUCUUCAUCUAACAGGCAUAUUAGAGAGCUGUAAGGUAAAAAGAGCAUGAGAAAAAAAUGAGUGUACUGACCCGCUCACAUCUGUGUUUUUUUUCCUAAUAUCUUCACAGUUCACUCUAUGAAGCCCCUGGAGCUGCGAGGCGAUGCCCACGACAUGCACAAGCCAAUCAAAACAGAGCCUCGCCCUGAGCUAGCUCAUGACCUCCACAGCAGCCAUGAGAUGAAAUCAUCGGUCAUCAGGAUACCACACGAGUACGGGUGAGUUUCACUGCCUGCUGCACCUUCUCCCAAAACUGUGCGUGGAAGUGGCUGAUCGGGGGUUUUUGUUCUGUUAAGGUGCAAUCCCAAGACACAUGAUAGGUAUCAUUGGACUUUUUUCUAGACCAUCUCUGGUGUAUUUUAGGGUUUUGGUACUGAAACAAUGAACAGGGAGUUUUGAAAUGCAGUGGUUGUCAGACCUGCCGGGGCCAACAUCAUAAAUAAAGAGUAGUCUAAAGUAGCUUAAGUACUGUAUAUAGAUUGUACGAUAGAAAAGAAGUUUACUCAGACUCUAAAAGGCGGUUUUAUAACUGGCAGAGAUAACACAGGACCAGUAACACAACAACUGUCAUGUCUGAAACCUAAACUUGCGACCUGCUGACUUUACUCAGCGGGAGGUGUGUCAGAUUUCUACAUUCCAUCGUGGCGUCUUUUAUUCUGUCAUUCCUCAUCUUGACCAUCAGACACACCUCUUGUUACAACUCCUAACUGCGUUCGUUAUCAGCUUCCAGUCAGGCAUUUUUCUCUUCCUCUUCCUCCUCUCCUCCUCCCAUUUCUUUCUCCUCCUCUCCCUCCUUCAUUUCUCUGUACUUCCUGCACUUUUUAACACUUAUUGUUUAAGAGAUUUCUUCUCCUUCGUUCACCGGCCUUCUGGCCCCUUUUUCCCCUCGUGUCUUCCUCUUCCUCUUCCUCCUCUUCCUCCUCACCUCAUCUGUUGUGAACCUCAGAGGCUCUUCUUCUGCGAAGUAACAGCUUUUCCUGGUAGACAUUUGUAGUGCAGUUGUGUAUGUAAUUGUUAGAGAAUGUUGCCAGUAAGUUCUUGUCUGUGUGUGUGUGUGUGUGUGUGUGUGUGUGUGUGUGUGUGUGUGUGUGUGUGUGUGUGUGUGUGUGUGUGUGUGUGUGUGUGUGUGUGUGUGUCCAUUGUUGACAGCAGUUAUCAGGGUGGUUGCCAACCUUACAAAAUGGGUGUGUCUGUAUUUGUCAUCACCUCUCCUCUCAGAACACACUCACAGAGAACGAUUGUAAAUAUACUGUAUGUAGACGGUAAAUAGGUCAAGUUUGCUUUAGGAUGGAGUGUGUGAAGUGAAGAGCUGGCCUUCGUGUGUGUGUGUACGUGUGUAUUUGUGCGUGCGUGCGUGAGUGUGAUGUGGGGGUUUUCAGCACAUUCCUUUACGCAGAAGUGAUCUGUGAGGGAUUCAUAUUUCAACACUCGACACCUGCUCUCAACUGCCACUUACACUAAGCACACACAGACACACACAGACACACACACAGACACACACACGAACAAAGACACUCUCAGAUGAUAGUUAAAGAAAGACAGCUCCUCCUGGUUAUUUUACAAAAACACUUUAAAACACUCCUUUUUACAUAAAUCUCUCUUUUGAGUUUUUUAAUUCAUCGAUUUAAGGAUUUAUUGUAAGAUUUUUGCACAAAGCUUCUUCUCACACACACAGUCAUGAAAUCAAUCUGCUUGGGCUCAUUAAUGUAAUGGUAUCACUCUGGGAGAAGUGCUGCAAGUAUGCAGCUACUAUUUCACAUUUAUCAGCGUUUCGAGUUUGUUUUUCUUUCUAAUCUGCAUGACAGUGAUGUGUGCGCGCUUUCUAUUAAAUUCCACUAACCUCUGAGUGAAACGCUUCUGUGGUUUCGACAACGCUGGAGAGGCGUGGUAGAACUGGAAAACAGCAGGUGUUUUAACUUCCUGAGUGCUUGAAGCUGUUAUUGCACCGACAAGACUGUAACUGCGUUAAGCUUCGAUUUCAACAUCAUAAAGUGAAGUGACCUCUCGAUCGUAUUAGACAAAGACAGGUGAAGUAGCAGUGUUUCACUCCUCUUUAUAUACUUUUUUCUCUCUGUCUCUCUUUUAGGGGAAACAACCCGUCAGUAAUAGUUCACUCAGGCUCACAGCAUCCCCUCCCCUCCGACUCUCCUGACUCCAUGAAAAAGCGGCGAAUUCACCGGUGCGACUUCUCUGGCUGCAACAAAGUGUACACCAAGAGUUCCCACCUUAAAGCACACCGCAGGACACACACAGGUAAGGGUUUCAUUUCACACACAGACAUACUUUCAUUUUUAUUCAUCAUGCUCAUAGUGUUAAAAAAAAAAAUCUCAUUAUUUCUAUAUGCAGGCGAGAAACCCUACAAGUGCAUGUGGGAAGGCUGCACAUGGAAGUUCGCCCGCUCAGAUGAGCUCACAAGACACUUUCGCAAGCACACAGGAGUCAAACCGUUCCAGUGCCCGGACUGUGAACGCAGCUUCUCUCGGUCAGACCACCUGGCCCUGCACAAAAAGCGCCACCUAUUGGUGUGAAGCACCUCCACCGGGGUCACUUGAGAGGAACUCAGUGCUGGUUUCAGCAGAGGACUGUACCACUUUGACUUGAGGGGGGAGAUUUGAAAGAGCUGGCCUUACACGUCGGGAUGGUGUUCCUCAGGACGCGAGUUCAAGACCCUUUCACCUCAUUAGCCUGAGUGUGAGCUGGUAUCACUUAAGCUUUCUUAUCACACCGGGUGCCAGUUUCUGAUCUGUCAGCUCAUUUUCCUAUCAUCUGUGUAGAAAUAAGGUUGUCAAACCAGACAUGAGAUAGUAGACACUUUAAAAAGGAGGCUGCAGAAUCUCAGCUGGCCUGAGAGCGUCACCCUCUUGUGGCUGCAGAACCAAAGUGCAUGUACACCUGCACGAGGCAUGCUCAAGCUUCUUUUUUGCAACACCACCUCCCAUUUCUUUGCAUGCAUGCAAGUUAGAUUGUGGUCAUUAACACACAAACAUUCAUGUUAUUGCUAGCUAUGCCAAUAUAAUGUGAAACUGCAGAAUGUAUCAUAUCACACAUAGCUUUGUUUCAUCCGCUACCAGUCACAUAACGCUAACGCUAACCCUUCCCUUCAUGGACCGCCACAUUAAGAGCACCACACACCUCAUCUGCCUCUACAAGCUUAUUUCAUGAAGAUACAUUGGAAAACUGGUAGGCAUUGCUCGCUUUCUUUUGUACAUAAACGCACACUUUUAUCCGCACACUCGGCAGAAAACAUGCACUUAAUAGAAGCAGGUCAGCCUUGGUCUGGUGUGCUUUGGUAUUUUGGGUAAGAAAAAAAAGUGUGGGAGGGGGGAACGGGGUCUUCUUCAUUGUCAGAGUGAAGUGUUUUUUGUGUUUUCAUUCAGAAAUGUGAAAGUCGCUGCACAGGGGCAUUAUUGUGUUAGUGAGGAAAAGACACCACUCAGAUGGUUUAUGGGUAGAAGCAAUGAAAUAUAUAUUAUGUCUUAUAUCAAGUAAAUGUAUCUGUUUGAGUUAUUGUUUGGUUUGUGAUGUGACACCGUGGUAGCCUUUUUAGUUGUGUGACACUUUUAUAUAAGAAAAACACAAAGUGCAAAGCAGGGAAAUUCGCUCUUGAAUUUUUGUUUAUCCAGUGCAGAAGAGUUCAGGUGUAAUUCUCCUUCAAAAUAUCACAUUUGAAAUAAAAUACUCUAUUCCACUAUUUCUUCAUCUAAGGUCAUAAAAAAAAGAAGUAAAUUCACAUUUUUACGAUAUUUUUUCUCCGUUUGUGAAAGCCAUCACAAUUUUAGAGGACAACUCUCUGCUUUGACAGCAUCUGGAUAACAAUUUUUUUGUUUAAAGCGUCUUUGUACAUGUCUCAAUGUGCACUUUAUAAGAAACAUUCCCAAAGCCAAAGAUCUGCUGGUCGGUUUGAUCCAAAAACAUCUAACAGGGGUCUUAGUUUAUAACUCUGUCACCAUUCAAUUCCAGGUUUAGGCAUUUUUAUUUAGAUGUACUCACACAGACACACACGCACCCACAGCAUCAGACUCAAACACUCACACAUCGAAUGUAGCAGCUCAACUGAUCUGCAUUUACCCCUGGAUAUUCUUGGCGGAUUUUGCUUGUAAAUGUUUUUGUAUCUCUGCAAAUAUAUGUUGUAAUAUAUACACAUAUAUUUUAUAAGUGAUUAUUAGACUGAAAGGGCAAUUAAAGGUUUUUAUUAAGCAUGAUUUUGAUACUCUUUUAAUAAUGGAUAUUAUACAUUUCUAUCAUGUUUUUUAAUCUAAUGUUGGCAAUUCAAAGGGAACAUGUUAAACUGUGAACAUAUAACUGUACAGGUCUAUCAGCAAUGUUGCAUUUAUUUUAAAACAAAAUAUUCUUACCACUUAAUAAACUUAUUGAUAAUAUUUUCAAAA
Molecule: messenger RNA, 17704 nt
Organism: Xyrichtys novacula (pearly razorfish)
Lineage: Eukaryota; Metazoa; Chordata; Actinopteri; Labriformes; Labridae
Source: the annotation of a GenBank genome assembly